CGCCCAUUUCAACCUUCAACUGGAAGCUGAAUUCAAUCAGCUUACACCAUACGCUUCACAUGGAAUUCGAAGGUAAGUCGCUGAGUAUAAGUAUAUUAGCUUCCUUGAACGAGGGUAGUUACUACUUAAUCAGUGAGCGAUGAACCCAAUUGAAGAAGAAGAAGAAAUGCCGAACCUCCUGUCCGAACCUAUUCUGGAAAUCCCUAGAUAUAGCUCUUCAAAUCUAUGAACAAAAACCCAGAUCCAUUAUCAGCAGAGAUCUUGGUGAUGGGCUUACCCUCAAAAAUCCAAGAAUUUCCUACACGAGUGGUUAUUGGGAAUUCUCAGGAUAGAAUAAGCCAUUUGCCAGAUGGAAUCCUCUGCCACAUUCUAUCCUUUCUUCCCACAAAAUAUGCAGUGGGAACCAGUGUUCUAUCAACCCGAUGGAAGUACCUUUGGACCUUUAUUCCAAAUCUUGAGUUUGAUGACACAUUGUUGUUUACUGCUGAAGAGUCUAAAAGACACCCAGUAGCAACGUGCUUCAUGAAUUUUGUGGACAAGGUGUUAGAUCUCCAUGACGUAUCUUAUAUUACGAAUUUCAGCCUUAAAUGCAGUGAAGACUAUGAUUUGUCACGUGUUGAUGCAUGGAUCUCUACUGUAAUGAAGAAAAAUGUUCAAGAGCUUGAUCUCUAUUUCUUUAUGAAUUAUCCCAUUGCCUUACCUCGAUGCCUAUUUACUAGUGAGUCACUCAAGGUCCUUAAGCUAACCUAUGAGAUCACUUUUGAUAUUCCUACGGAUGCCCAUUUUCCAAAUCUCAGGGUAGUCCAUCUCACUUCAGUUCUAUUUCAAGAUGGGAACUCUACGCAACGGCUUAUCUCUGGUUGUCCUGUCCUUGAAGUUUUAGUUAUUGAUAAAUCUGGAAUUGAUGGUAUAGAGGUUUUCAAUGUAUGUUCUCCUACAUUAAAGAGGUUCACACUAUCUUGUUGCCUAGAUAACUUGGAAGAUGAUUGCGAAUGCACUUUUCUGGUUGAAGCCUCAGCCCUUGAAUACUUUGAGCUCACAGAUAUUGUACAGAACCACUAUACUUUGACAAACUUAUGUAGCCUAAUCAAUGCGAAAAUUGAUGUGCUGUUCUGCAGAGAGAGAGCUUUUGAGAUACUUCAAGGAAUCUUCAUGGUGAAAUACUUAUCAUUAUCUUAUUUUAUGGUGGAGGCUCUCUAUGAAUCUAAUAAGGAUUUUCCCAUUUUUCGGAACUUGAUCUAUAUGGAUUUGGCGAAUGAGGAUUAUGUCGGGCAAUUGUCGCAACUAUCUCAGCCACCUGAAACUGCAUGUAACCAAGAUGCUAUAAACAAGUUACUUGAAAGUUCACCUGCCUUAGAAGUUCUCAUUCUAAAUGCUGAACACGUGCGUCUUUCAAAUUGGAGUCCUCCUCAAAGUGUGCCUGGUUGUCUUGUGUUACAUCUCGAGGCACUCGAAAUCAGAGGAUUCAAAGAGCAGGAAGAGGUGAUGCUUCUUGCUAAUUACUUUCUGGAAAAUGCAAAGGUCUUGAAGAAGAUGACCAUUGUUUCUGUUGGUUUAGAUGUGGAACAAGAGCUGAAUAUUUCCAAGAAAGUCUUAUCUUUACCAAGGGGCUCUGAUAAUUGUCAAAUUAGCAUCUCUAAUAAGGCUUUAUCUUAAGACCUUAUUGUGGAUAUAACUAACAUGGAGCUGUUGAUUCUCGUUAGUUUGUGUUGUUGUAUGCAAUUGGUUGUUGAACUGUAUGCACUAGAUUAUUCUUAGAAACAUAAUCCUUCUAAAUU
Molecule: messenger RNA, 1778 nt
Organism: Ilex paraguariensis (yerba mate)
Lineage: Eukaryota; Viridiplantae; Streptophyta; Magnoliopsida; Aquifoliales; Aquifoliaceae
Source: the annotation of a GenBank genome assembly